Messenger RNA from Cebus imitator (Panamanian white-faced capuchin), 4801 nucleotides. It is a transcript of the gene ANO8, whose product is annotated as anoctamin 8. Gene Ontology annotation, cellular component: plasma membrane. The record is from RefSeq and is a predicted model, not a curated record. Gene Ontology annotation, biological process: chloride transmembrane transport. The transcript is spliced from 18 exons. NCBI's taxonomy places the organism in Eukaryota, Metazoa, Chordata, Mammalia, Primates, Cebidae. Bases 186 to 3896 code for a protein of 1236 amino acids. Gene Ontology annotation, molecular function: chloride channel activity.
GAAUCGAGGUUUGGCUCGGGCGGGGACGAGAAGCAGCGCUCGCGCGAGCGAGGAAGGCAGCCGGCGCGGGCGGGCGCGGCCUUUGUCUCCUCCUCCCGCGCGCUCGGCGGCGACACCCGCCCCAUGAGCCCGCGGCCCCCAGGCGCCCGGGCCGUCCGUAGCCCCUGACCUGACCUAUCCUUGCCAUGGCCGAGGCCGCCUCCGGCGCCGGGAGCACGUCCCUGGAGGGCGAGCAUGGCAAGAGGCCCCCGCCGGAGGGCGAGCCUGCAGCCCCGGCGUCCGGAGUUCUGGAUAAGCUUUUCGGGAAGCGGCUCCUGCAGGCGGGUCGCUACCUGGUGUCCCACAAGGCGUGGAUGAAGACGGUGCCUACAGAGAACUGCGACGUGCUGAUGACCUUCCCAGACACAACCGAUGACCACACGCUGCUAUGGCUGCUGAACCACAUCCGCGUGGGAAUCCCCGAGCUCAUCGUGCAAGUCCGCCACCACCGCCACACGCGUGCCUACGCCUUCUUUGUCACCGCCACGUAUGAGAGCCUACUCCGAGGGGCCGACGAGCUGGGUCUGCGCAAGGCAGUGAAGGCCGAAUUUGGCGGGGGCACCCGCGGCUUCUCCUGCGAGGAGGACUUUAUCUAUGAGAAUGUGGAGAGCGAGCUGCGCUUCUUCACCUCCCAGGAACGCCAGAGCAUCAUCCGCUUCUGGCUGCAGAAUUUGCGUGCCAAACAGGGAGAGGCGCUCCACAACGUGCGCUUCCUGGAGGACCAGCCAAUCAUCCCUGAGCUGGCAGCCCGUGGAAUCAUCCAGCAGGUGUUCCCUGUCCACGAGCAGCGUAUUCUGAACCGCCUCAUGAAGUCAUGGGUGCAGGCCGUGUGUGAAAACCAGCCUCUAGAUGACAUCUGUGAUUACUUUGGCGUGAAGAUUGCUAUGUACUUCGCCUGGCUGGGCUUCUACACAUCAGCUAUGGUAUACCCAGCUGUCUUCGGGUCUGUCCUGUACACAUUCACAGAGGUUGAUCAGACAAGCCGGGAUGUUUCCUGCGUGGUCUUUGCCCUCUUCAAUGUGAUCUGGUCAACACUUUUCCUAGAGGAAUGGAAGCGAAGAGGGGCUGAGCUGGCAUACAAGUGGGGGACGCUGGACUCACCUGGGGAAGCCGUGGAGGAGCCACGCCCCCAGUUCAGGGGUGUGCGCCGCAUCAGCCCCGUCACGCGAGCGGAGGAGUUCUACUACCCGCCUUGGAAGCGGCUGCUCUUCCAGCUGCUCGUCAGCCUCCCCCUAUGCCUGGCGUGCCUCGUCUGUGUCUUCUUGCUCAUGCUUGGCUGCUUCCAGCUGCAGGAGCUGGUGCUGAGCGUGAAGGGGUUGCCCCGUCUCGCCCGAUUCCUGCCUAAGGUCAUGCUGGCUCUGCUUGUCAGUGUGAGUGCCGAGGGCUACAAGAAGCUCGCCAUCUGGCUCAACGACAUGGAAAAUUACCGGCUGGAGAGUGCCUAUGAGAAGCACCUCAUCAUCAAAGUUGUCCUGUUUCAGUUUGUCAACUCGUACCUGAGCCUCUUCUACAUCGGUUUCUACCUCAAGGACAUGGAGCGCUUGAAAGAGAUGCUGGCCACACUGCUGAUCACCCGCCAGUUCCUCCAGAACGUGCGUGAGGUCCUGCAGCCACACCUGUACCGGCGCCUGGGCCGCGGCGAGCUGGGCCUGCGGGCCGUCUGGGAGCUGGUCCGGGCCCUGCUUGGCCUCCUGAGCCUCCGGCGCCCUGCGCCCCGCCGUCUCGAACCCCAGGCCGAUGAGGGCGGGGGCGGCGGCGGCGGCGCGGGGGGCCGCAGGUGCCUCAGCGGGGGCUGCGGGGCGCCGGAGGAGGAGGAGGAGGCAGAGGAGGAGGCGGCGCCGGUGGAGCGGCGGCGGGCGGGGGAAGGCGGGGAGGAGGGGGACGGGCCUCCCGGGGGCAAGGAGGAGGACGAGGAAGAUGACGAGGAGGAGGACGAGGAGGAAGAGGAGGACGAGGAGGAGGGCGAGGAAGGGGCCCUCCUGGACUGCGGGCUCCGGCUGAAGAAGGUCAGCUUUGCUGAGCGCGGGGCGGGGCGGCGUCGGCCCGGCCCAAGCCCCGAGGCCCUCCUGGAGGAGGGGAGCCCCACCAUGGUGGAGAAGGGGCUGGAGCCGGGCGUGUUCACCCUGGCCGAGGAGGACGACGAGGCGGAGGGGGCUCCCAGCAGCCCUGAACGGGAUCCCCCAGCCAUUCUGCUCCGCCGGCCCGGGGGCGAAGGUCGAGACCAGGGGCCCGAUGGGGGCCCGGACCCGGAGCCCGGCUCCAACAGCGACCCGACACGUAGGCAGAAGCGGCAGAACCGGUCGUCUUGGAUUGACCCACCCGAAGAGGAACACUCGCCUCAGCUCACCCAGGCGGAGCUGGAGAGCUGUAUGAAGAAGUACGAGGACACGUUCCAGGACUACCAGGAGAUGUUUGUGCAGUUCGGCUACGUCGUGCUCUUCUCGUCGGCCUUCCCCCUGGCAGCGCUGUGCGCCCUGGUCAACAACCUCAUUGAGAUCCGCAGCGACGCCUUCAAACUGUGCACCGGGCUGCAGCGGCCCUUCGGCCAGCGCGUGGAGAGCAUUGGCCAGUGGCAGAAGGUGAUGGAGGCUAUGGGUGUCCUAGCCAUUGUGGUCAACUGCUACCUAAUCGGCCAGUGCGGGCAGCUACAGCGCCUCUUCCCCUGGCUGAGCCCGGAGGCAGCCAUCGUAUCCGUGGUGGUGCUCGAGCACUUUGCUCUGCUCCUCAAGUACCUCAUCCACGUGGCCAUCCCCGACAUCCCGGGCUGGGUGGCCGAGGAAAUGGCCAAGCUGGAGUACCAGCGCCGCGAGGCCUUUAAGAGACACGAACGCCAGGCCCAGCACCGCUACCAGCAGCAGCAGCGCAGGCGGCGGGAGGAGGAGGAGCGACAGCGCCACGCGGAGCACCACGCCCGGCGAGAGCACGAUGCUGGUGGCCGGGAGGAGGCGAGGGCCGAGGGCUCCGGGCUGGACCCCACCACCUCCUCCGAGAAGGCCUCUGCCAAGGCCAAGGGCAGCGCUGCAGGUGGCCACGGGCCUGAACGGCCCAAGCGCCCAGGCUCCCUGCUAGCGCCCAACAACGUCAUGAAGUUGAAGCAGAUCAUCCCACUGCAGAGCAAGUUCCUCUCAUCGGGGGCCACAUCCUCACUGGCCGCUGCAGGGGCCGGGGCCACCGCCCGGCCUCCCCCUGCCCAGUCGCCCACGGGCAGUGACACCCGCCUGCCCGCCUUCCUCAGCUUCAAGUUCCUCAAGUCGCCCGAGACCCGGCGGGACUCUGAGCGCAGCCACUCGCCGCCCAAAGCCUUCCACGCCAGCAAGCUCUUCCCCUUUGGUGGCACCCGGGCUGAGCCUGGGUCCAACGGGGCGGGCGGGCAGGCCCGGACAGACGGGACCCCCAGCAGUGGCAGCAGCCGGGUUCAGAGGAGUGGGCCGGUGGACGAGGCCAUGGUUGAGGAGCUGGAAGCCCCCCGGCCCGAAGAGGAAGGCUCAGGGACAGCGCUGGCCCCCGUGGUCGCCCCUGCCCUCCGUACGCGCCGCAGCCGGAGCCCCGCGCCACCGCCGCCAAUGCCGCUGCCCCGGCCUCCGACGCCGCCCGCCGGCUGCUGGCAGUGGGAUGGGCCCUGGGGCUGCGGGGGCGAGGGCGCCGCCCCUCGCCAGACCCUGGCCGCCGCCGAGUGCCCGCCCUGUGCCAUGGCCGGGCCCCCACCCGCCCCCCCGCCCCUGCCGGGGGACGCCAGCUUUUACAGCCUCCCGCCCCCACCGCUGCCGCCCACCUCGGAGCCCCCCGAGACCCCAGCGCCCUCACCCAGCCCCAGCCCCAGUCCCCAGGCCGUGUGCUGGCCCAGCGGCUGGCAUUAGCUCUGCCCGCCCUGCCUUCUCUUCUCAUAUGCAAUAUCAGUCAUUCACAGGGGCAGCCGGCCCCCAAAAUGCAAGAUGCGCUUCAGCCCCCACGGCCCCAGUAUUGGCCGGCGCCCCCCAUCUGCCGUUUUCCUUUCGACCAGGAUGAGGGAAUUGAAAGGAAACCCACAAAACCAACAGAAAACACAAACACACACACACGCACACACAUACAGAAUAGGCGAUUAUUUAUUUGUUUUUAAUUUAUUUUGUCAUAUUUUUGUAAAACGGCAGAAAUGCAAUAAAAAGUAUAUUUCAACAGUGCCCGAGGUCAGAGCGGUGGAAAAGGGGGUGGGGGUGGGGGGAGUCUGAGUGGCUGGGGCCUGGGUUAGGCGUCACCCUCCCCCUAUCCUGGUACAGGCUGGCUUGACCCGUGGGGGCCUCCUCCCAAAAACUGGGUCUCGGUCACAGAUGGAAAACUCCAGGCUGUGCCGCCUCUGAGACGGCCCAGAUUUGGAGGCCAACUUCAGUUCUGGCUUCAGCCACUAGACAAAGGAAGAAAUCUCAAAGUGCUGAAAAGAGGCGGUAUUAUGUGCACGGGCCAGGUCCUGAAUAAGCCUCCUUCUCAAAGAGGGACAAGGCAAAGACUCGCCUUUUUUGGCACACCCACCUCCCAGAACGUCAUCUGGGGGGAGCCAGGGCCGGCGGGAAGAGCUUAUGGCAUGAACAUCGGAAGGCACCUGAGCCCCGUGCGGUCCCCAAGUUGCAAUACUGAGGGAACAGCACAUUUGGGUGUUCCUGGAACAGACACAGGGUGGUAUUGGGACGAAGUAGGGAUGUCCCACUGUGCAAUGGACGUCAGACUCAAGUCACUGGGACUCUGUCUUAUGACUCAGGAACAGGACAUGGCCUCUCAGACCCUCGCG